UGGUCGCAGGAUAUACCACGAAUGACAUCUUUGGAAUGAACCAAGCAGUUUGAUGGAAGCAGAAAAUAUUUGGCCUGAGCACAAAAAUAGUCGUUAGGUGAGUCAGAAGUUCCCCCGAAACAAUGAAGUUCUUUUUUGCCGUGGUAAGGCAAUUCUUUCUUCAUUCCCCGUCGCUUAUGGAAGGACCGCCCAUUAGCAAUGUCCAUUUGCUUAUCUGUACUUAAAAAACAAAUCAGGCAAAUUGAACCCCAAAAAAGAAAACUUCUCGGGCGCCGCCUCUGUGCGUCAUGACGUCAACGCGCUAACGUAGCCGCUCCGCUGUCGACCACUAACGUGCAACCCGGAUAACACGCACACGCACGUGCACAUGCACACGCACGGUAGUAGCAAACAACCAAGCGAGCAAGCGACAAGAUUUGCAGACCACAACCGGACGAGCGAAGGCUUCGCUUGGCUUGGCUCGUGGAGCCCCUUCUCCGGCCGAAAAGUGGCCGCCGCCUCGCCGCUCAUUCCGAACCGUUCGCGGUGCCGGCCAAUCGUGGGGCGGCCGCUCCGAGCCGCCGGGAAAUGUGGGCAGUCGCCGAGGUCGGGCCCGCACCGCCGUCACUGACGUCGGCCGUCCACAAGCGACUUGUGCCUGCUCUGCACGUCGACUUGUGCCUGCACGUCUUUGACAUCCUCUAGGGGGAGGGCGGGGGCAUCCAUUUGAUGGAGCCGAACCGAAUUCAAACCAAGUUGCAAGUACGGCUGGAGCUCCACGAGAUGGCGUCAUUGCAGCACUCAGCGUGCGGGCAAAGUGCCUUGCAGCAACUGGAGGAGAAGAGCCAGAGCCAGAGCCAGAGCGGGCCGGCCGGCAGCAGUGCCUGAAGCAGGCUAUCACGGCCAGGACCAGGAGGACAAGGAGUGCCUGAAGCGGGCCAUUACGGCUCUGCUCAACCUUAAGAGCAGCGUGGAGAGGAUCUGCACUGGCGGCCUGGCCAAGCGCACUCUCAGGUCCGUAUGAGAGCGGUGGCGGGGGUCAGGAAGUGACGCGGGUGGUCGGUCGGGCAGGGCGGUUCUGCUCAUUGUUCUGAGCAGCCAGAGAGGAAACAAUGCAGACAAGAAGCAAACGGGCUUCCAGGAGAGCAGAGGCGGCCGUCAAAAGGUGAAGGGAGACUGGGCGGCUUACCGAGACGUGAGCGGGCCGAGGUCCCGUGACGCGCCGCGUCGCCUUCAUACCUCUGGGGUUUAUGCGCUAAAGUGAUUAGCCCAGGCUCAGCACACGGACGGGGCAGGCGGGUUGGGCCCGCUCUCGCUUGCCGCGUCGGCCGUCCGAGCUGACAUGGCCCUCUGACCCCGCGCUGACGGCCGAUCAAAAGUGGGAUAAUCCGUCGAGACGAGAAACACGAGCGGGCCUGGGAACGGGAUGUUUGAGCGGGAUUCGCUUGGAGCGCUCGAAUCAGGUCCAGGAUUUGGCGUCGGAAUGACGGCUUUGAGAAAAAAGUAGAAAGGUCCAAAUUUUCUGGCGGACGCGUGGCGGAUGCGUGGCAGCGCGUCGGCGAGCCGCCCGCACGCCCCGCGGAUGAAGGGCGAACGCUCGGCCGUGGAGAAGAUGAACGAGAUCCAGAAGAACAUCGACGGCUGGGAGGGCAAAGACAUCGGCCAGUGCUGCCGCCGCUUGGUCAUGGAGGGAACGCUGAACCGAGUGGGCGCCAAGAACCGGCGCCACGUCUUCCUCUUUGACGGCCUCAUCGUCUGCUGCAAGUCCAACCACGGCCCCGGCUCUUCCGCCGAGUACCGCCUGGAGGAAAAGUUCUUUGUCCGCAAGGUCCGGAUCAACGACAAGGACGACAAGGAGGGCGAGUACCGGCACGCCUUUGAGAUCGUCCCCAAGGACGGCGACGGCGCCGUCUUUGCGGCCAGGUCGGCCCAGGAGAAGAACGGCUGGAUGGCGGCGCUGGCGGCGCUGCAGUACGGUGUCACGCUGGACGGCAUGCUGGGCGCCGCCAUGCAGGAGGAGCAGCAGCGGCUGCGCCUGCCCGCGCCCCACCUCUACCGCUUCGCCCAGCCCGACUCGGAGGAGAACGUGCUGUUCGAGGACGCCGGGCGAUCCAAGUCGGGCGUUCCCGCCGUCAAAGCCGGCACCCUCCUCAAGCUCGUCGAGAGGCUCACCUUCCACACCUAUGCCGAUCCCAAUUUUGUCCGAACGUUUCUGACGACCUACAGAUCUUUCUGCAAGCCACGGGAGCUACUGGACCUGCUCAUCGAGAGGUUCGAGAUUCCUGAGCCGAGACCCGACGAGGCGGAUCGGCCGGACGGAGGCGAGCGGCCCGUCGGCGCUGAGCUCAAACGCUUCCGCAAAGAAUUUGUGCAGCCCGUCCAGCUCCGAGUCCUAAACGUGUGCCGUCACUGGCUGGAGCACCACUUUUACGACUUUGAGAGGGACGCUCAUCUGCUGGGACGGCUGGAGGACUUUGCGGCGUCGGUCCGAGGCAAGGCCAUGAGGAAGUGGGUGGAGUCCAUCACAAAGAUUAUCCAGAGGAAGAAAGAGGCGGCCGUCAGGCCGGGCCACGGCGGGCCGGGCCACGGCGGGCCGGGCCGCAGCGGCGUGGCCUUCCACCACCACCGGGACCCUCAGCCGGCCACCGAGUGGCACGUCUGCGAGCCGGGCCGCCCCGAGCACUUUGACCUCAUGACGCUUCACCCCAUCGAGAUCGCCCGCCAGCUCACCCUGCUGGAGUCCGACUUGUACAGGGCGGUGCGACCCUCCGAGCUGGUGGGCAGCGUGUGGACCAAAGAGGACAAAGAGAGCCUCUCUCCCAACCUGCUGCGGCUGAUCCGCCACACCACCAACUUGACCCUCUGGUUUGAAAAGUGCAUCGUGGAGACGGAUAACCUGGAGGAGCGAGUGGCGGUGGUGUCGCGCAUCAUCGAGAUCCUGCAAGUCUUCCAGGAGCUCAACAACUUCAACGGAGUCCUGGCGGUGGUCAGCGCCAUGGACUCCUCGCCCGUGUACAGGCUGGAGCACACCUUUGAGCAAAUUCCCAGCCGUCAGAGGAAGAUUCUGGAAGAAGCUCACAAGCUGAGCGAAGACCACUACAAGAAGUAUUUGGCCAAACUACGCUCCAUCAACCCCCCCUGUGUGCCCUUCUUUGGCAUCUACCUGAGCAACAUCUUGAAGACCGAGGAGGGCAAUCCGGACUUCCUGCUUCACCACGGGAAGGAUUUGAUCAACUUUAGCAAGCGGAGGAAAGUGGCGGAGAUCACGGCUGAGAUCCAGCAGUACCAGAACCAGCCGUACUGCCUGCGGUUGGAGAGCGACAUCAGGAAGUUCUUUGAAAAGCUCAACCCGCUGGAGGAGCUGUGCGAGAACGACUUUGGCGAUCGGCUGUUCAGCAAGUCCCUGCUCAUCGAGCCGCGCAACGCCCGCACGGCGCCGCGCUAUGCCAAGAGGUACACGUGUCCCCUGAAGUCCCCGGGUAUCCGUCCCACGUCGGCGCAGCGCGGCCCCGCGUGCCAGCCGCGCAAGAUCAGCUACGGCCCCGCCGGCGCUCCUGACUCUCCCCGCACGCCGCUGACUCCGCCCCCGGCCGGCAGCGUCUUUGACUCACCGCGGGUGCCCAGCAGCCCCGCCUACUCCGGGUCGUCCUCCUUUGGCGGCCUCCCCGACCAGGCGGCCCAGUUGCCGCCGCCCGUGCUGCCCCGCCGAAGACCCGAGUCGGCGCCGGCCCAGUCGUCCCCGUCCAAGAUGCGGUCCGAGCCGGACGGGCCGCCUCUCUGGGCCGCCUGCGAACUCCUCCCCCCGCGCCGCUCGUCUCUGUCGUCCCCUCCCGACAGCCCACCGCUCGGCUCGCCCCUGUGCUUGCUGCCGCCUCCCCGCGGACGCUCCCGCCGCGAGCUGCCGGCGGCCCGGGCUUUCUUUCCCGUGGCGGCCUGCCCGGGCCCAUCCGCCACCUCACCCGUGUCCAGGAGGAUGCCGCCCGCCUCGCCGGGACCGCCUUUCCUGCUUGACGGCGCGUCCCCCAAAAGCUACAAGAGGGACUCUCUGAGCCACGCCCCCCUGCCCGACCUCCCCCCUGCGCCGUGACCCUCCGGCAAAUGCGACACUGCUCAUAGUGGACCGACCCAGCCCAGUGCCAUGCCUUCAGGUACCAGAGCCAAAGAGGUAGUACAUUUGCAUUAAGACACUUGUUUGUCUCAAGGGAAUAAAAGUUGAGUCGAUGCCACAA
Syngnathus typhle (broad-nosed pipefish) is the source of this 4208-nucleotide messenger RNA. Its product is annotated as son of sevenless homolog 1-like. Gene Ontology annotation, cellular component: plasma membrane. Gene Ontology annotation, biological process: positive regulation of GTPase activity; Ras protein signal transduction. Lineage: Eukaryota; Metazoa; Chordata; Actinopteri; Syngnathiformes; Syngnathidae. Gene Ontology annotation, molecular function: guanyl-nucleotide exchange factor activity. The transcript is spliced from 15 exons. The record is from RefSeq and is a predicted model, not a curated record. Bases 1520 to 4066 code for a protein of 848 amino acids.